AAUGGGAGGAAAUUUCAAUACGGACCCUAAUUCUAAUUGCUUGCAAAACGCUUUAAAUGUAUGAAAUGCUCAUUUAAAAAUAACUUGUUUAAAAGGCUUCCCGGCAAAAUGCCAAGGUUCCUUUUGCUUUGGUUAAGCUCUUUUAAGGCGUCAAAUUUAGUGUUUAUGGGGUGCGUGGGUGGUUUUCUCUAUUGCUCCCUCUCUCCUGCUAUUGGUUCUCUGUAAUAUUAAGCUGUAUGUUGCUUUGAUUCAUCGCUUGAUUGAACUCUGUUUUCAGACUUAAGUGACUGUAACUAACAUUUGCUUGCCAUAAACGAAGAUAUUGCAUCCCCUGGUUAGUUUCUCAAAAUUGCCUUUUCAGGAGGCCUUUAAUAAAAAUUCGCCCUAAAAUCCGUUCAAAAGUCAACAAAGGCAUGCGAAGAUUAGCGAUGAGCAACGAAGUGAUCUUUUUUCCAUUCUUUUUCACUGGCCUGUAUGGAAAAUAGCGCGCCAAUGGCUUCUUUUUCGCAUACGGCUUUUUCCGUUUCCACCACUAGAUACUAUGGACAGAUUUAGUCUCAAAUAUAUUUUUGUAUUACCAUUUGAACUGAUAAUAGUCACUGCUAUCUGAUUUUUUCUAGUCAAUUUGCGCUUUUCGCUGCAAAAUUUGCUGCAAUUUGAGCUGCAAAUUUCGAUAUGAACCAUAAAUAGUGCUUAAUUUUCAGCCUAUCAGCUUUGUAGAGUUUUUUAAAUCUUUUUCUAAGGCUGUUCAGUUUCACCGACUGAAGGAAAUCGUUGAGAAGUUAACAAUUCAACCUUUUUGAUUUUAGUUCUUGUUAUUAACUUAAACAGAUCUGUACACAGAGAGCCAUUUGUCACUCAGAGCAUUUUUUUUCAAGAAGUCUUCUUUCCUCUAGAAGAAGGAAUGAAAAAUGCACCAACUAUGAAGUGAAAUAUCAAUUAUUCACGCGCCACGGGGAGUUUUCGUGAACAACUCUGUACAACAGAUGAGGCUGUAACGAUCGCUGUUUCCAAACCAUCAAUUUUGACCAGUAUGCUGCAACUUUUUUUACGAUCACUCUAGUAGCGUGAACCCGCCCGCUCAAAGUCUUGAUUUAGACUGUCAGCUUAUAGUAGCAUACCAAUUUUGCAUACCAUCCCUUGACUGUAUUGUAAAUCGAAGAUUUAAGCGGACACUUCUCUUAAGCUAUUCGCAGAUGAAAUGACAAUUUGAACCCAGUUUUUAUCAAUUCUUUUCUAACUGCCACUUUCUUACUACCUUUGAUGUGGCUUUGAUGUAGAUGCGAAAUACUGUACGAUGCCUGCCAUGACGUUCAUAACCUCAAUUAGGUUUUGUGGUGUCAACUGAUCCAUAAGAAAAACGAGAGCACUAAGACUAUUCGUCAUAAAGGAGAGAAAAUAAUAAUAAAAUUCCUCAGUUCUGAGGGAAAAUACAAAUACAUUACCUCACUUCCUUUGUGGUUUGUUUGCAAUUCUUUGCGCAUUUUACAACUUACCUAUUUAGUUACCUUCGGCGUCAAAAUAACAAACAAUGGUCAAUGUGUUCACAGUGACUUUUACAUAAUUUUGAACCAGGACUGAAUUGUGAAAUUUGAAGCCUUGGAAUGAUGAGACUGUCGGCUAUUUUUUUUGCAUUGGAAGUGACCAAACAGAUAUGCUGAUAUUGUUGAUAUCCAUUUAGUCGGCUAUCAGAAAUCCGUUUUCUACAUCACGUUGAAGCCCGAGGAAACAUCACUCAGCCCAUUAACUCCUAAAAGGAAGCUGCAGUGCAAAUUUAAUUCUGCAUCAUACUACUUCAUUCUACUUACUUCUUGAACGCUUAAUUGACCUUUUGUCUUUUUUGUUCCAAUCGGUAUAUUUCCGAUAACAAGUUUACUUGAUUUGGUUAUUACAUUACCAAAGAGGAUACUGCUGUGUUUAUCUGGUUAGCUUAAUUAAGUAAAGACGGAAAUCUUCGGAUUACCAUUCGGUUUAUCAGGCGGAAAUUAUUCCAUACCACAUCGGCAAGAAUUAUGCAACUAAUACUGAUUUAUGACUUGCCUUUCAUCUACCGCUAGCGCAAGCAUACAUUCUCUGGAUGUGAAUACUAUUCCAUUUCAUUAAAACAGAAAAACAUAUUUUCUUAAAUUUGCUUUUUUUGGUGAAAGAUGCAACGUAGUUUGCGGUACAACGAGAACCAGUAUAUAUACUUGGCGAACAAGGCCAAGAACGACUUCGCGCUCUCGGCAUACCUGUGGAAGAAGUCGAGAGAGAGUCUUCGCUGGCAGCAGAAGUACUUCGUACUCUAUCAGAACUUCCUGUUCUACUACGAGAACGAUGCGAGUGUGAAGCCCAUGGGAUUCUUUCUGCUCGAGGGUUCCUACUGCGAGCAUGUUAUACCCUCGGCUAAAAUCAACCCCGACAGACAGUUCAUGUUUGCCAUCAGCUUCCGAGGAGAGGGAGGUCGUCAGAUCGAGUUGGCCUGUGACAAUCAAGAGCAGUGCGACACUUGGGUGGCUGCUAUUCAAAAGAGCAGUUUCAACCUGUUGCGUAUGCACAAGGAAGAAUUGGAAAGGAAACACCAACACUUAGUGCAUAUUCUGGACACUGAGAGGGGCACUCGCAAUCAGUACAUGAACCAGUGCGAGGAACAGGCAGACGAAAUUGCCAAGCUACGCACCGAGUUGAUGAUUGUGAAGCAGCAGCUGCAAAAACUUAAGGUGAACCUGUCUAAGAACGAAAUCCUGACUGAAGAAGAAACAGAGGAGCUGCGGAAAAUCAAAAAGCAACUUUCCGCUAAAAGUCUGGCAAAAGUCCAGAGUCUGAUGCGAGGCUGGCUAUGUCGACGUCGCUGGAUGUCGAUUGUGAAUGAGUAUAUCAAAUCACCACAUGCCGAAAUGAUGCGGAUGAGGAAUCGCCUGGUGUUUGCAAUGGUCGCAGACGAAGAGGAUUACGUGGCCAAGUUAACGAUUCUCGUUUCAGUGUUCUACCGGACACUGAAGAUGGCGGCGAGUAGCAAGAAGCCGCUGAUAUCACACGAGGAUGUGAACUCGAUUUUUCUGAACUGCGAGACUAUCCUGUUCUUGCACCAGAUCUUCAGCAAGGGACUUAAUGCGAGACUGGAAGCGUGGCCUAGACUCAUUUUAGGAGACCUAUUCGAUAUGCUGUUGCCGAUGCUAAGUAUCUACCAGGAGUAUGUGCGCAACCACCACUACAGUCUGCAGGUAUUGGCCGAGUGCAAACAGAAGAACGCCGACUUCGGACUUUUCAUUCAGAGGUACGAGGAGAAACCGAUCUGCGAGGGGAGGACGAUUGAGCACUACUUGACAGUUCCCAUGUGGCAGAUCCCCCGCUACAUCCAGUCUCUCUGCCAGAUACUGGCCCACACACCGCACGAUCACGUGGAGCGAAAGAGUCUAGAGUAUGCUAAACACCAGCUGGAAACAUUGUCCACGACGAUGCGAGACGAGGUGAGUGAGACUGAAAACAUCAGACGAAAUCUGGCCAUCGAACGACAGAUCGUGGAGGGGUGCGACAUCCUACUUGACGUGCAGCAGAUAUUCGUCAGACAAGGAACUAUGCUGCAAGCAUGUCUGGAGACUAAGCCUAUUUUGCCGAGCGGAGGAGCGAAGUCUGACUCUUCUGGUGGAUCUUCAAGCUCAGUGGGAAAUGGAUCCGGCGCUCAUUAUCACAACCAACACUCGUCGUCAGGGCUAUCGUCUGGUAACAACUCGGGAUCCAACUCUGGAAACUCUGGAUCGCUGAGAACUAUGCUGCAAGCAUGUCUGGAGACUAAGCCUAUUUUGCCGAGCGGAGGAGCGAAGUCUGACUCUUCUGGUGGAUCUUCAAGCUCAGUGGGAAAUGGAUCCGGCGCUCAUUAUCACAACCAACACUCGUCGUCAGGGCUAUCGUCUGGUAACAACUCGGGAUCCAACUCUGGAAACUCUGGAUCGCUGAGUAAAAAACGAAGCAGUCCAGUGAUUUUAUUUGGGAACAAUAGCACCUCAAACCACCACCACUAUCAUCCAGGGACCAAUGGGACAGGCGGCGCCGGUUCCGGUGGGGGAUCGAACUCGGUCAGUUACUUCUCUGGAGUGGAUAAAAAGGAGGCGGUCAAACAGUGUUUCCUCUUCUCCAAUCACCUCAUCGUCACCUCCAGAUCCUCCAGUGGGAAGCUGCAUCUAAGCAAAGUUCUUGGCAAGAUCCCACUGGUCAACGCUACUCUAUUGGAUGAUGAUCUGUUCAACAUUCCAGUGCCCCCUAAUUCUGUGAUGGGCAGUGGCAGCGUCCCAUCCAAUGGCAACCCUCUUCAACAGCAGUGCUCGCUCUCUUCGGUCAAAGAGUCGCCCAAUGCAGAGUUUGAGGGCAGAUACUUCAAACUGGUUGUCUCUCAUCAUCUGCUGUCCUACCUGUUCAUAUUUGUAGCUCCCACCAAUCAGGAGAAAGAAGCCUGGGUCACCGAUAUAGGACAGUGCAUAGAGAACAUCCACAUCAGUGGACUGCUCACGGGACAGGUGAGAUUCGAAGAGAGCAGCAGCAUCCGCAUGUUGCAGAGUGUGCGAAGUGACCCCUCCCUAUUCCAAGAUGACCCUCAGAUCAAGUUCUCCCGCAGCACCAACUCCUGCCGAGUUCCUCAGAUCAGAUAUGCUACUGUGGACAAGCUGUUGGAUCGACUGAUUGACGUGCGCUUCCUCAGCAUCGAGUUCCUCAACACAUUCCUCAUGACUUACCGCUACUUCACCACCGCCCAGAACGUCAUGCAAGUGCUUCGCCACGCUCUCCUGGAUCCCGCAUCUACGCCAACUGCGACCGCCAAUGGAAACAGCCCUGGAAUUGUCGCUGUCUCAUGCUCUCCUGAGUUUUCCAUGGGCUCUCCAAACGGCAGUUUCGCUUCUAACAGCGGUAGUACAGCAACAGAGUCUUGUGAGCACCAAUCACCUCCAGCAGUUCCACAGACCUUGACAACUGUUGGAACUAUCUUCCCAAACUCAAAUCAGCAACAACUUCUUAACAAUCAGAACAACAUUUGCACUGUCACAAAAACUGGACCCUUUUUGAAUGGAUCAGUCGCGCCAUCUACCCCCUCCCCUGUAGAGCAGAUGGUGGGUAAUCCCUCCACUUACAGGCUGAGGAAGAACACGGCACCUUCUGUUGUUAACUCUAUCAACAACCAAUCAGCCGAUGCAAUAAAAAGGCGAAUGGCCCAGACAUCGCGAAGUCGCCUGGUUUCCGACAUCACAGCUACAGUUAGCCCGACCAAACAACCGAUCAAAACUCAAAUGUCGCAGCAUAGUGACUCAAACAGUGCGACCAACAGAAAUUCGGCCGACCAAAGUUCUCUUUUAAAUUUUAAUCGGAGGGCUGACACCGAUUCGAAUACUGGGAAUUCGACUCAUUCUGUGAGUUCUAACGAGUUGGAGCCGCUAGUGACGUCGGAGCACGUGGGGGAGUCUUCACCGAGUAGUCCCGAUGCAACCAUCGGCUCCUCGGAAAGCGCCGUGUCUAUGGGAAUGACGCACAGUGCAGUCUCAGUUGCUACUAGUAAUCUGAGGGAUUCAAUUAACUCGAUCGGCGAUUUCGUUUUGAGCAAGAAACAUCAGUUGACGUCUAAACAGUUAUCCGUAGAGAGUGAUGACAGCUCGUUUGUUGUCUACUCCAUCAAGGAUUCGGACAAUGAGUCUUUGAGGAACGAACGAAGGUUGUCUGAGGAAUCGGUUGAAGAAACAGAGAAAAACAUAAUUGAACGUGUGAAGGAAGUGGCUCUCAAAAUUUCAGAGUCAUCCUUCAACAACAAUAGCAACCACAGCCAUCUAAAUCACAGCGCCAACAGUAACGUUUUCUCACUGUCGGAAUCAUUCGACAAAUCGCUUCUGGUCAAAAUGAAGGGUCUCGUAUCACGAACCUUCAACAGCUCACAUAACCUCUCAACAUCCCCGACCUCUCCUCCUGUCGUCACGUGUUCAAACCCGAUUCAGCCGACCUUCUACCACUACUCUUCCUCGGCACCCUACUCUUACAAUCGCCCGACAAUGACAAAUUACAGGCAUAGCUUACAGCCUGAGCAGAUUCCUAGUUCGCCGAAAGUACAAGGUCGCGGUGCUUUCUCGAACAAUGGCAUGUAUGAACAUAACGAGGAUGAUUGUAUGUGUGAAACGACAAAGUUAGCUUCUGCAGAGACCUUAUGUAAUGAGCCUCUAAGCUGCAAUAGAAGAUCUGUGAUGUCACAAUCUCAGAAUUCGCUUAGGAGUUCGAGCUCUUCAGGAGCCGGACGGACUCUAAAGGACAUUUUCUACAGCAUUUAUCCAUCUAAUAACCAACCCAUCUCCGAUUCGAGACUCGAGGCUAAACCAAGAAAUACACGAAGUGUGAGUUUCUCGAGGCCUGUGGUCACUUAUAAACAGUUUAGUGACUUGUCGGCAAUGUCAAUUUGUCCGAAUCGUCAUCACUUCCCGAGGAACUCAACCAGUAAUAUUGAAAGUACGCACAUGUGUUGCAACUGUGUUUGGUGUCUGUCUAGUGGUGUUACUAAUUGUGGUUGUUUUCGUUCGGAUGCUAGUCGUGUUAAUGCGAGCCAUGUUGCGGUGCCUCGUUUGCACCUCCCUGUGGAACUCAAACACUCAUACCCUUUCGCAAGUAGCGAACAUAGACAGGCCGCUCGGUUUCCAUCACAUGGACUGCAAACUUCAUCGCGUGAACAGUUUAAUAGUUCAACUAAAAACAAUCUAGGACAAAGUUUUGUAUCCUCAAUGAAUGGACUCUCAUCCAUGACUCCCGCCUAUCAUGGACCAAAUUGUCUGCAACAUUCCACAGCUAACAUGUCUAUGUCUCCUGCGUAUAACUGUCAUGGACAGUGGACGAGUCAUUGCACCAUAUAUGACUGGUCAGAGGAAGCUCAUGGUAAGAAUCUGGUGCAGCUGUCGGAGUCAGAUCAGGGGCUGAGUAGUGGCAACAAGAGGUUCUCAUUGGAUUCCUACUUGCACUCGAGAAAUGAUUCUAGUCACAAUGCCUCCAGCAAGAAAAUGCACUAUUCACACUCACCGGGUGUAGUGGUGACAUCAUCAAGAAAAUCAACGCGGAGGUCCAGCUUGCAAACGGCUGCGGCCGCCUUCGCAGCCGCCACUGCCGGGGCCAACACACUCACCGGAAACUCUUCUGUAUCUGGCGGCCCCCACCCCCACAAGGGACAACAGACGGCUGGAGGAGGUGCGGCUAAUGGGAGUGCAUAUUCUACGCAUCCGAUUCGAAGUCUAGCUGCUCGGAGAAACCAAAUUGGGUCCAACUCAUCAUCGGCAGUGUCCUCGUUGGCGAACAAUUUAUUUUCCAAAAACACUAAAGGUGAAGUGAGUGGCAAGAAAUCAUCGGACUUAUCAUCGGCCACUUCAAUGAGAGUUCUUCACGUGCUACGGCACUGGUCCACAAAGUUUCCGGAGGACUUCGAGGAGGGCAAGCCUGCGAAUCAGCUGCUCAUAUCGAUGCUGAAGGAGGCACAAUUCAAUGAAUGUCUCACAGCAGAGGAGGAAAAGAUUGUCAAUGGAAUCUACAGAUUUCUCUGUAAAAUGAAUCAUGAAAGGGCCCUCACUAAUUUCGAGGAGAGCAAAGACGACUUCGUGGCGUUGCUGGCGGAUCUGAAACAUGACACGAACCCCACAGACGACCACAGCUACCCCCAAGUGGCCACUGUGACUUCUUCUAUCUCUGCCAAUGGAUUAGUGUCCCUAGAGAGCAUCACUGCUCUGGAAAUAGCCGAGAACUUGACCUUCAUUGAGCACAAAGUGUUCUCUGCCAUUCCCUUCUGGGAGUUCUUCAAUCAGGCCUGGGUGAAGGAAGACAAACAGGAGAAGGCGCCCAAGAUAUUGCUAACGACCAAACGAUUCAACGAUGUAUCUACCCUCGUGGCGACAACUAUCCUCCGCGAGGGGACGGAGAAAGGUAGGGCGGCCGUAAUUGAAAAGUGGGCUGGAGUAGCUGACGUCUGCAAGGGACUUCACAACUUCAAUACAGUACUGGAAAUAGUGUCCGCCUUUGGACGCACCCCCGUGUACAGACUGAGGAAAACAUGGGAUCGCAUAUCUAAGCAGUCACGAGGAAUCAUUGACAAGCUACAGAACUUGGUGUCGACAGAUGGACACUUUAAGAAUCUCAGAGAUGCUCUGCAUAAGUGUGACCCCCCUGCUCUGCCCUACUUGGGCAUGUACCUGACAGAUCUGACCUUCAUCGAAGAUGGAACCCCCAUGGUCACUGCAGAUGGACUCAUCAACUUCUCACGCAUGCGCAUGAUCAGUAACGUGGUGCAGGAGAUCAGACUCUACCAGCAGACACCUUACCAAGUGGAGCUCAAAGCUGACGUCAUCAAGUGGAUUCUACAGCCAGGCCAUGUCUGGACGGAAGAACAAAUGUACAACAGGUCUCUGGAACUGGAGCCCAGACCAAACAGCACUCAAACACAUUCGAACCACAACACGCAGCAUCAGAACAGCAGAUCUCACAAUUUAUGAGAAAACACAAUCGAAACUACUAGCCAUUGGACAUUUGAUGGACACGAGAACUCCUGUAACGCUACUCAACAUGACAAUGCAGCAAUAGAUAAAAUCAUUUCUGAAAGAAAAACAAAUGUCAAUGAACCGUUGACUAGCUGGUGAAAUAACCCGGAAAUAGGUCGAUAUUGUUGUCCAGACCGAUCAACCGAAAUGAGAGACUUCAGAAGGUUGCUAGAAGAACAUCAGAAGGUUGCUAUUCAAAGGUCAACAAAAUGAAGCUGUUGAUUCCAAAUAACUUCUGCGAUGAGUGUGCCUGUAAUUCGAGAGGAUUCCUAGAUUACGCGUUAGGAAAUCCAAAUGCUUGCGUUCAAGUUCUUGACCUAAAUUAUUUGAAAAAAAAUGUGAGCAUGGUUCUCGUUUCAAUAAAACUUACAAAACUAUCGAUUUAAUUAAUUACAAAACAAUUUGGUUGGCUUUUUUGAAUCCUAUCCUAACUUCUGUGUUUUAAACUAUUUUCCUGGUCGCUUUUAGAAAACUGAAGUUAAUCAGACGACUAGUUUAAUUAUUUUGAUACUGCGAGUGACUUGAUUUUUCCUUAUCAUUCCAUAUUUCCAAUGUUUCCAUUUCUAUCAAAAAGGAGAAGCUUCCGAAAAUAAAUUUUUGUCAGUUUGAUGCUGAAGGUGCGUGGAAUAAAUCUGUAAAUUAUUUUAAUAUAAAAUGAGAGUUUAAUAAAUGUUUAGAUUUUAAAUGUGGCUCGAAUUAGAAAUUGAGUGAUAAACUUUUUCAAUUCUGUAGCUGAAACAAGAUGUUAUUGGGGCUAUGUUUAUGCUAGUGAACCUUUUUUCCAAUCUAACUCGCAAAUAAAAGUGCUCAAAUGGUGGCACUUUUGCUAUAAUCACGAUCUGUAACAUUGGAAAUUUCAUAUCUGUUCUGUGCUUCAUUUUUGGCUGCUUUUUCGUUAUUUUUUUUGGUUAGUGUUUGCGGGCAUCCGUUUUUUUCAGUUACCAGCAGCUUGUCUACAAACCUUUCUAGAGUCAUUUGAUAUCAUUUGAGCAGCUGUUCAAGCUACUGAUUCUUCUCAUUGGUCAGAUCAAGUUCCAAGCUCAAAUUUGACUUAUGUUGGCUUGAAUUUUAAAUUUUUAGAUUCAGUGAACGCCAUUCUGUAGGUCGCGAUGGUUUGUUUGUUUUGU
Molecule: messenger RNA, 9646 nt
Organism: Symsagittifera roscoffensis
Lineage: Eukaryota; Metazoa; Xenacoelomorpha; Acoela; Convolutidae
Product: ras-specific guanine nucleotide-releasing factor 2-like
Exons: 34
Coding region: 2148-8474 (2108 amino acids)
Biological process (GO): Ras protein signal transduction; positive regulation of GTPase activity
Cellular component (GO): plasma membrane
Molecular function (GO): guanyl-nucleotide exchange factor activity; protein binding
Source: RefSeq, a predicted model, not a curated record